Phytophthora sojae is the source of this 1923-nucleotide messenger RNA. RefSeq lists its product as hypothetical. Gene Ontology annotation, cellular component: peroxisome. Gene Ontology annotation, molecular function: fatty acid binding; acyl-CoA oxidase activity; FAD binding. The transcript has 2 exons. Lineage: Eukaryota; Oomycota; Peronosporomycetes; Peronosporales; Peronosporaceae. Bases 1 to 1923 code for a protein of 640 amino acids. Gene Ontology annotation, biological process: fatty acid beta-oxidation using acyl-CoA oxidase; lipid homeostasis. The record is from RefSeq and is a predicted model, not a curated record.
AUGGCGAUGGAGCUCAAGGACCUGGCCCCUCUACUGCUCAAGACCGAGCGCGCCAAUGGGGACAUCGACCCCACCGUGCUCACCAACAUCCUGCGCGGUGGCAAAGCCACCAACGACCGGCGCAAGGAGCUGCUGCAGGUCAUCGAGCGCCACCCCGUGCUCUCGGACCGCGACAUGAUGUACCGCAACCACGACGAGCGCUACAACUUCGGCAUCAAGAAGGCCUUCAACUACAUCAAGCUGCUGCAAGAGGGCGGCUACACGGACUCCGCGGACCAGCAGAUCCUGUACUCGGCCAUGGGGGAGCCCACGGCCAUCGAGGUGCACCGCUCCAUGUUCGUGCCGACGCUGGAGAACCAGGGCGACGACGCGCAGCGCGCCAAGUGGCUACCGCUGGCCAAGAGCUACAAGAUCCUCGGCGCCUACGCGCAGACAGAGCUCGGCCACGGCUCCAACGUGCAGGGCAUCGAGACCGUCGCCACGUACGACAAGGCCACGCAGGAGUUCGUCAUCGACUCGCCCACGCUCACGAGCCGCAAGUGGUGGCCCGGCGGUCUGGGCAAGACGGCCAACCACGCCAUCGUGCACGCGCGGCUGUUCCUGGACGGGGAGGACGUGGGUGUGCAGGCGUUCCUGGUGCAGCUCCGGUCGCUGGAGGACCACCAGCCUCUGCCGGGCAUUGAGGUCGGCGACAUUGGGCCCAAGGUCGGCUUCCAGCCAAUUGACAACGGCUACUGCGCGUUCCACAAGGUGCGCGUUCCGAGGGAGAACAUGAUGAUGCGGUACGCCAAGGUUUUGCCUGAUGGGACGUUCGUGAAGCCCAAGAGCGACAAGUUGGUGUACCUGACCAUGGUGCAGAUCCGCGCGUACUUGAUCCGUUCACUUGGACAGGGUAUGGGCAUGGCUACGACUAUCACGACGCGCUACAGUGCCGCGCGCGUGCAAGGUCGCAAGGCUCCGGGCGCUGCCAAGGGCGAGUUCCAGGUCUUGGACUACCAGAACCAGCAGCACGCACUGUUCCCGUACAUCGCCAUCUCGUACGCCGGGUUCUUCGCCGGCACGGGCCUCAUCGGCAUGCACGACUCGGCCCUGGCCAUUGCGUGGUUGGCCAACCACGUGAGCGACGGCAUUGAGAACUGCCGCCGUCUCUGCGGCGGACAUGGCUUCACGCACUCGAGCAACCUGGGCCACCUAUUCGCCGAGACUGUGGGCGCCUGCACGUACGAGGGCACGUUCGACGUACUUGUGAACCAGCACGGCCGCUACUUGUUGAAGGCGCUGCUCAGCGGCAACCACCUCCCGGACAGUCCUACGGCCUUCCUGGCUGAUGCUAAGGCCCACGCCAACCCGAGUCUGCGAUGCAAGGCCCAGUCGCCCCAAGACUUCGCCAACCUGGAGCUUCUACUCGAGGCCUUCCGUGUCCGUGCGAGCCGCGCGGUGUUGACCCUUGCGUCCGAGAUGAAGGCCAACAAGAACGACGCCAACGCCUGCAUGGUGCAGCUCACGCGCGCGUCGACGGCCCACGCUGAGCUCCUGCUGCUCGAGGCGUUCGUGAACGGUCUGAGCUCGAUUCCGGCCGGUAAGGAGCGUCAGGCCGUGACGCACCUGUGCGAGCUCUUCGGAGCCUGGUUGAUCACCAAGACGCUCGGCGACUUCCGUGAGGACGACUACAUCUCGUCCAAGCAGGCCGCCAUGGCUCGUCGCCAGCUCGUCAGUCUGCUGCCCGUUAUCCGCAAGAACUGCGUGCUGUUGACGGACGCCUGGGACUUCACGGACUUUGAGCUCAACUCGACCAUCGGCCGAUACGACGGCGACGUCUACCGCGCGUUGGUGCGUCGUGCUCAGGAUGAACCUCUGAACAAGACGCAGGUGCCCGAGUGCUACGAGCAGUUCCUCAAGCCGCUGUUGCAGUCGACCCUGUAG